Saccostrea cuccullata (small rock oyster) is the source of this 635-nucleotide messenger RNA. RefSeq lists its product as uncharacterized. The transcript is spliced from 4 exons. The annotation marks the transcript as partial. NCBI's taxonomy places the organism in Eukaryota, Metazoa, Mollusca, Bivalvia, Ostreida, Ostreidae. The record is from RefSeq and is a predicted model, not a curated record.
ACCUUGAUAGAGAAUGACUGUGUAGAGGCCUUGACCUUUGUCCUUCUUGACCUGGAGUCAAGGAUACCUGUCCUGUCAGAGGUCACAGCAGCUCUAGCCGUCAUGGCUGACGAAGAUGAUGUAAAAUACAAGCUGAUACAUCUACAGGGAGGUAAAGCCUUCAGUAAGCUGGUGACCCUGGCUUCACUGUCUAGUCACAGAGAAAUACAGUACAACAGUGCUGGCACGCUGGGACAACUGGCGUUAGUCAGUUUACCAGCUGAGUUGAAAGAGGCUAAUAGAAAAGGCAUUGUUCUAUACAUUGAUAAGUUCCUAAAGUCUCCAGACCCAAGCUUUGUACAUGUGGCUCUGUGGACACUAAAUAUGCUACUUAAAGAUAUAUUUUUCCUGAGGGCUUUCACUGACCACAGCAUUGAGUCUGUAAUAGACCAAGUCAAAAUAACUCAUCAGCUGGCAAAAAUCCAGGACCUCUCUAACAGUGUUAUUGACCAGCUCCACGGGGUCAUGACCUCUUCAACCUCUAGCGAGGACUGAAUUUAACAGGAAGGGAGUUCUUCACCUCAUUGAGGAAUCUCCAAAUUUUAAAGAAUCUCCCAUAUUUUUCUUAUCUUAUUUAUAUGAAUGGACAUCAUCAU